Molecule: messenger RNA, 2961 nt
Organism: Fusarium vanettenii 77-13-4
Lineage: Eukaryota; Fungi; Ascomycota; Sordariomycetes; Hypocreales; Nectriaceae
Exons: 6
Coding region: 1-2961 (986 amino acids)
Molecular function (GO): GTP binding
Source: RefSeq, a predicted model, not a curated record
AUGUCGGGUAACGGGAGACUAAGGCGUCUAAUCGUCCUGGUGGACGGCUGUGAGCCGCAGGAUGGCAAGAAGGACACGAACCCCUCGAGCAUCCAGAGGAUCAAGACUCUGGUGAGGGAGGGUGUUUGCCACGUUGGAGGAGUUGAGAUGACCCAAAUCCCAAAGUACUACACCGCUACUGCUAGUACUCCCAAGUUGAGCGACAGAUGGAAAUCCAAGACAUCCAAUGCGGAUACCACUCCUGAGGUCAUCAAGACCAUUGUCAAGGACAUCUCGUCAACUCUCGAACGUCCUGAAGAUGAGCUCUGGCUGUACGGAUCAGGCCAUGGCGCCUUUGUUGCUCGGGCAGUUGCUGGCAUCGUCCAACGCCUUGGUUUGGCCAAGACAGCGUCGUCCGGGGUAUUCGACGACCUCUAUGACGCAGCACUCGCACUCAUCAAGGCCCAGCUGGAGGAUGACUUCAAGAACGGCCCCCAACUCAUCCAAAAGAUCAAGAUUCACGCUGAGGAGCCCCCUCGGAUACGCUUCGUCGGUCUCUUCGACACGGUCAUUCGCACACCGCCAAAGGGCAGCGCAUACGACAUCUCGUUUGGUUCCUCCAUUGAGACUCUGCGACACGCCCUCGCCAUAAACGAGACCCGCACCAGCAGGGCGCUCCAGGUUUUCAGUGCUCCAGAAGAGGCAGAGAUGGCCACCCGAUCAUUCAUCCAGGCUUGGUUCUUGGGCACGCACGAUGACUUGAUCGGAGGCACAGCCCACGAUGGCCUCUCCCUCUAUCCGCUCCAGUGGAUCAUCCUAGAGAGCUUGUACGCUGGACUAAAUGGUUCCGAAGACAUCCAGUGGCGACUGCAGUUCGCAAAUGGCAUUCGACUCAGCAUGUUUGACAUUCAGAGUUCUCAUGGCAAGCGGUCAGCCACUGGGGUGGAUGUUCACAGCUUGAAGCUUGAAUCGGAUCGAUACAAGCAUAGUCCUACGCGUAAAAUCUUUGGAACAGAUGGAAAGCUCCUCGGAUGGAGUGACAAUGGUCCGCAUGGCACAAUGAUCCAUCCAUCUCUCUUCUGCGUUCUUGACCGCUACCCCCGAUACCUUGAGCUCCCUAAUCUCAAAGUACUCAAGGCUCAAAUCACCAACUUUCAAGACACAUACCUGGUCGAGGACCCCGAGUCACUUGCCCCUUGGCUUCGAGACAUGCAACUCCAAGCUAGUGGUGUCAAGGCGUUCCGGAUCUUGGUCUGUGGCAAAACAGGUGUCGGAAAGUCGACACUCAUCAACAAGGUGUUUGGUGUUGAGAUGACAGACGAGUCUCUAUCAUAUCAGCAGGGUGUUCACGACAUUAAUGUGGCGUUCGAGUCACCAAAACAUCCAGGGUUGCUCAUCCACGACUCGAGGGGCUGGCAAGCUGGUAGUGAUACCGAGCUUGACUUGAUUGCAAAGUUCCUUAGACAUAGAGCGUUUCAGGAGGAUCCCGCCGAGGCUCUCCACGUUAUUUGGUUCUGUGUUGAUUCAGACGUGGCUCGCAUCGAAGAAGCAGACAAGAGAACAUUUGCGACUAUUGCUCAAUACUCGCACCAAGUCCCUGUGUUCGUUGUUGGGACAAAGAAAGAUAAGCUCAUGGGAUACCGCAAGAUGCAGCUUCUGGAAGAGAUCAUGGAAGAAACAGGAAACUACAAAGAGGCCAAGAGGCAAGCCGAGGAAAAGGCCAGCGCGAUAGCUGAGGCUCAGUUCGCCGAGCUUCGGAACCAGCUCUCGCAGAUCGAGCAUUACAAGGCGGAUGGCUUCUGCUGUCUUUCCAAAGAUGACGAUGCAGGUAUCAAGGAUCUCCUUUCCCAAACUAUCGGACUCAUCGCCGACGAACGCGUACGUCUCUUCUGUGUUGCCGCUCAAGUAGUUGAUGUUGAACAGAAGAUCAACUCGGCGAUUACAGAAUGUAUGAGACUUGGAACCCACGCCGUCCGCACCGCAGCCGUUCCCCUCCCCUUCACCGGCAUGAUAGGAACACCCACCGUGUCACGGCUUAUCUGCGAGCAUGUGCUACAGUGCUUUGGCUUCCCCAAGACGACACCUGCAGAGGUUGAAAAGAUCAUGUCGGACGUGGUCAUGGGAAAUAUGAGGGAUUUCCUCAAGGUGUCUCUGACGCAGUUUGCCAGUGUUAGUGCUGUUGCUGUGGGUGUUGCGGUGCCUACAGUGGGAAUAGGCAUUAUCGUCGGUGCUGCUGGUUGUCUCCUGGGUCUUCCACCCACGGCACGAAUGCUUCUCAAGUGUUCUUGCGACAUGAUCCUGAUUCUCGAACGAUCGUUCCGUUACGAUGGCAAGUAUGUUUCCAUCAAGCAGAUCGAAGAUGCUGCAAAGUAUUACUCCAAGACAACCAUCACCUCAUUCUCCGGCAAGGAGAAGCGACUUCAGCAGCAGGUCCACGACGAGAUCAACCAACUCAUCCCUCUCAAGAAGGUAUCAGUUGGUUUCAGGUUCAACAAGCUGCGGGGUUCCAUCGAGGAGAUUAUCUACAGCAACCGCUUUGACAACGUCCCGAAGAACGCGUCUCUGAGAAGCUCCUCGAGCAUCGCGCUGGCACACAGCCACAGUGCACCCUCAGAGCUGUCUGGGGCACCACCGCCCAUCUGCGAGUUGCCUGGAGAUGAAGUUCAACUUCCUGUGCGAUCUCUGACAGACUCGGACGGCUACCUCAAGGCCGGCGAUGAAAAGCUGAGACCUGUAGUUGAACUGCCUGUAAACGAGGAGGUUGUACCCCAGAGUUUGGUGGUGCCAGCACAAACAAACUCUUCUGGGAAAACUGCCACGCCCCCUCCAGCGCCUCAGGUUCGACCUGCUGAACUUGACGCGAAUCCCCAGGCCAAUGAUCCUUCUGAGGAAGCAGACGGUUCCUCUGGCAAGAAGUCCGGCCUGCGCUGGAGCAAACCCUCAACAUGGAAACUGAGCUCAAAAAAGUCAAAGAACAAGUGA